Molecule: messenger RNA, 1102 nt
Organism: Dermacentor silvarum
Lineage: Eukaryota; Metazoa; Arthropoda; Arachnida; Ixodida; Ixodidae
Exons: 3
Coding region: 41-475 (144 amino acids)
Source: RefSeq, a predicted model, not a curated record
UCUCGACAGGGCUUUUCAUGUUGCCCACGAUGUAUUGAAGAUGCCUUCACUGCUCGACUCACGCACACAACAAAACGAAGGAGGUGCCCGCUGCUGGAUGGUGACUGAAGCGGAAGAGCUGAAAAAGUUCCUGAAGCCAUUCGGCGUGAAAUUCAACGAACUGCACGAAGGCAGCCUGGACCUCAUAAUGACCCAUAACGAUCCCGUGGCUCCCUACGACCUCAAAGCUGUGGUUCUCUGCUUGGCUACAUUGUGGUUUCUGCGCGAGCGCCGCUGUUUCUCCGGCGUCAGCCUGAACGUGUUAGUGCUGGAGCGCUUUCGCCCGGGGCAGUUCCUGCAGCACAUCACGUUCGCCAAGCGGGUCGUCACGUUCCACUUGAUCGACAUCGAGGGAAUCGAGCUCCCGUUCAGGAUGGGCCCCAUUGUGCUGGUACUCGACCAAAUGGAACUGCUGACGCACACCUCGACAUGGUAACACUUAUGGAGGCUGAGGGCACCUAUCUCUCCUCACUGGUGAUUACCAACCACGCCCUUCGGAACGUGACCAUGAAAGACUCCGUCCUGGCCAGACUCGCGCCGGAGUUCAAGGAGCACCGCCGACCGGGAGAUUUUGAGCUGCCAGGAAGGAUCAGUAACAGCGCGACGCGCACUGAACUGUUCUCGAGGCUGUUGGACACGUCCUUCUAGUUCAGCGCCUCGAAAUUGUGUGCGACCUCACCCAGCUGUUCGAGAAACUCAUGGGCAACGUGCAGCUGAUAGUAGUGGAGCUUGGACGCGUUAUUAAUUUUGUUUUUAGCGGUGUACAAUUUUUACGCUACCGGAUUGAACUUGUAUGAAAUCACAAAUAUUGUGCAAUUCAUAGUGUGUAUAUUUUUUGUCUAUAUAUCAUUGAACUGAAGCAGCCAAGGAAUUACUCCAGCGCUUCACUCACAACCUGCAGCGAUCGCUUCAUUGUUAUAAAUAGCAAGAAAACACCUUGCGUUAUGGACUUGAACAGAUAAGAGAAGAUAUAAAAUUAGAAUGACCAUGGCCAACACAAAGUGCGAUGUUAUCGCAGGUUGCGCUCUACGAGGAUGAUUACUUACCUAAUUAUAGCGCAACG